AUGCUGCCCCCGGGCGUCGUCGGCCUCGUCCAGGGCGACGGCGUCCAGGGCGCGGCGCUCGUGCGGGCCGACGUCCAGAUGGUCGCGAUGACGGGCAGCUCCGCGACGGGAAAGAAGAUCAUGGCGUCGUGCGCCGACAACCUGAAGCGGCUCGUGCUCGAGCUCGGCGGCAAGGACCCCAUGGUCGUCUUCGACGACGCGGACCUCGACAAGGCCGCCGAGGACGCCGUGACCUUUAGCCUCUACAACUGCGGCCAGGUCUGCUGCGCCGUCGAGCGCGUCUAUGUCGCGGAAGCCAUCUACGACCAGUUCGAGGCCAAGUGCGCGGCGCUGACGGCGGCGCAGCGGGCGGGCCCGGGCAAGGACGAAAAAUCGAAGAUCGGCCCGCUCUGCUCGUCGCUGCAGCGCGACAACGUCGCCAACCUGGUCAACGCCGCGCUCGACGCCGGCGCGCGCAAGGUCUGCUCGGCGCCCGCGGCCCAGGGCCCGAACUUCUACCCGGCGACGCUUCUCGCCGACGUGCCCCACGCCUGCGCCAUGUCGCGCGACGAGCUCUUCGGCCCCGUCGUCUGCCUCACGAAGUUCGACGGCUCGGAGGCCGAGGCCGUGCGGCUCUCGAACGACACGGACUACGGCCUCGCGGCCUACGUCUACACGCAGGACCUGGUCAAGGCGCGGCGCUGCGCCAUGCAGAUCAAGGCGGGCCAGGUCGGCAUCAACAACUGGACCGUCGCGUCCGCGCCGCCGUCCUGCCCCUGGAUCGGCCACAAGGCCAGCGGUUUCGGCUACCACAGCGGCGAGGACGGCUGGCGCCAGUUCUCCUCGCCCAAGUCCCUCAUCUACACCGACGCGGACCUCGUCCCGCCGGCGCCGCCGAAGGGCGCUUGA
Aureococcus anophagefferens is the source of this 888-nucleotide messenger RNA. RefSeq lists its product as hypothetical. The record is from RefSeq and is a predicted model, not a curated record. The transcript has a single exon. Gene Ontology annotation, molecular function: oxidoreductase activity, acting on the aldehyde or oxo group of donors, NAD or NADP as acceptor. Bases 1 to 888 code for a protein of 295 amino acids. Lineage: Eukaryota; Pelagophyceae; Pelagomonadales; Pelagomonadaceae.